Messenger RNA from Daphnia carinata, 1923 nucleotides. RefSeq names its product fidgetin-like protein 1. NCBI's taxonomy places the organism in Eukaryota, Metazoa, Arthropoda, Branchiopoda, Diplostraca, Daphniidae. Gene Ontology annotation, molecular function: ATP binding; microtubule severing ATPase activity; ATP hydrolysis activity. The record is from RefSeq and is a predicted model, not a curated record. Bases 27 to 1883 code for a protein of 618 amino acids. The transcript is spliced from 11 exons.
AACCUGCGAACAGGGAAUAAAAAACUAUGGCAAGUCAGAGUCCGACCGAUGAAUUAAAUGCAAAUUUUCAGCACGUUUUCGAAUCCUUAGUGUUUGAAGACAUCAAAGCAUCUAAUGGAAAAACUAGUCUCAGCCUCAGAGCUGACAUUCAAAGGAAAAUCCUGUCCCAGCUCUAUUAUGUAUCAAAUUCAGGAACAAUUGACGAAAACCCUUCAGAUUCUUCAACUUUGUACAAUUUACAAAUACAAAAGUAUUUCAAGAUUGUGGAUGAACAGGAUCUUUCUAGAGGAUUAGACAACUUCUCGAGAGGAGCUCUGUCACUUUCAAGCUCUUCAAAAAACGAAAGUAAGCAGUGGAGCCUGAAAGAUAUCAGGAAUACAAGUAUCUUUCAAGGACUUGAAAAUGAUUUAAGUAAAAGCAGAGGAGGACUGAACAACAUCCAGGAUUUCGAGAAAGCAUUGGAAUUUUCUGUUCAACUUGAAAGAAAUAAAAAUGAAGAGGAAAGAUCAGCUAAGUUACAGGUUACUAAACUAAAGCCAUGUGAACCAGGAUUCAAACUCAAUGUGAAACUGCAGAAACCUGUGCCACCUAAUCCACAAGUGAGGCUUUCUAGUAUAUCUGAAAAACGAGCCGAAGUCAUUGCGACAAAGGUAUACCCAACGUCGUCAAAAGUAAGUCCACAGAUCAAAUGUCCAACGAAUUCUGAAACAAAACCGGAAGAAAUUGUUAAGCCUAAUCCGUUCCGUACAGCAAAAGAACAGUUAAUUGUAGAUCAAAAAAAGAAAAAUGCUGGUGGUAGUAGUAGUUCGACUUCGAAUGAGCCUACCCACGGAUCUCGAACGAAGUCUCUUGGACUUCGCCGUGGGCUUAACAGUCCAUUCAUUCUUCCUAUUAAAGAUGCCAAAACCAAUGAAAGCGAAACCAACAAUGUCGAAACAAAAUCUAGUGGAAAUAAUGAAGAAAAAAUAAUUGACGAAAGACUGAAAAACAUUGAACCACGAAUGAUUGAGCUGAUUGAGAACGAAAUCAUGGAUAACGGAUCACCAGUCAAUUGGGACGACAUAGCCGGACUGGAAUUCGCCAAAAAAACUAUACAAGAAAUUGUUGUUUGGCCUAUGCUACGACCAGAUAUUUUUACUGGACUUCGGGGUCCUCCGAGAGGUAUUUUAUUGUUUGGGCCACCUGGUACAGGGAAAACCUUAAUCGGUAAAUGUAUUGCAAGUCAAUCACGAUCAACAUUUUUUAGUAUCAGUGCAUCUUCAUUGACAUCCAAAUGGAUUGGUGAAGGUGAAAAAAUGGUUCGGGCACUUUUUGCUGUUGCAAGGGUGAAUCAACCGUCGGUAAUCUUUAUUGAUGAAAUCGACUCCUUGUUAUCCCAGCGGUCGGAAUCGGAACAUGAAAGCUCACGCAGAAUUAAAACAGAGUUUCUCGUGCAACUGGAUGGGGCUACAACGAGUCAAGAAGAUCGUCUUUUAGUAGUCGGUGCUACAAAUCGCCCACAAGAGCUGGAUGAAGCUGCCCGAAGGCGAUUAGUUAAACGAUUAUAUAUACCGUUGCCGGAAUUCGCAGCCAGAAAGCAAAUUAUUCAUCUAUUAAUGGCUGAGCAACGUAAUGUCUUGGACGAAGAUGAAACAGACCUAAUUUGCAGGCAAACCGAUGGAUACUCAUGUGCAGAUAUGACCAACUUAUGUAAAGAAGCUGCGUAUGGACCAAUUCGCUCGAUUGCGCUGAGUGAUAUUGAACAUAUAUCGCCUGAUCAAGUUCGACCCAUAACCAAGGAGGACUUCGACGCAGCCUUAUGUCAAGUUCGCGCCAGCGUUUCCAGUCAAGAUUUAGAACUUUACGAGGACUGGAAUAAACGUUACGGUAGUGCAGCCAAAUAGUACAUUUUUCAGCAGUAUCCAAUAAACUAAUGGAAUUCUU